AUGCAGUUUGCAAUCUGGCUGGUUGGACUAAUGUGUCAUCUGUCAGCGCUUGUCCGGGACACUUUGCAACACCGAUUGCAUCCGAAACAAGAAAGCUUCAUCAAGCAGCUGUCAUCGUAUGAAAUCAUCACUCCGCUCCGUGUGAAUGACUUCGGAGAAUCAUUCCCCCACAAAUUGCACUACAGGAGGAGACGGAGAAGUUUAAAUGAUGACCUGUCGGGUUUACGGGUUCACUACAGGAUUGAUGCAUUUGGGGAACGCUUCCAUCUCAAUCUGACCGCAGAUUCCAGCUUCAUCGCCCCCUCUUACACAGUGACACACUUGGGAGCGGAACAGAGCAACGACACGGACACACACUUCCAUGACCCGAGCGAUAUGCGCCACUGCUUUUUCCGCGGACAAGUCAACGCCAAGAGCGACUACCCUGCCGUCUUCAGCCUGUGCACUGGCCUUAUUGGAACAUUUACAACACAACAUGGUGAAUACUUCCUGGAGCCUCUUUUAAAUGCUGCGGGGGAAGAAUAUGAUGAAGAACACAACAAACCUCAUCUUGUCUAUCGACACGAGAGAAAGAAGAACAUCUCGCAUACUGAAAAAAACACAGAGCCCUGUGCUGCCUCAGAAAACUCCAAGAGGCCGGUUGCCUUUGAAAGCAGAGGGAGUAUGGGAGAGGAGCUGGACUCUCUCAAAGCCACAAUAGAUGAUCAGCAAAUUUAUGACAACAACUCCACCAGCACACACCCCAAAUUACCACGCAGACGCAAGCGCUUCCUCUCCUACCCUCGCUACGUUGAGCUGAUGGUGACGGCAGAUGCCAAAAUGGUGCGUCACCAUGGACGCAACCUAGAGCACUACAUCCUAACAAUCAUGUCAGUAGUAGCAGCAGUGUACAGGGACCCCAGCGUAGGAAACCUCAUCAACAUCAUGAUCGUCAAGCUAGUCGUCGUCCACAAUGAACAGGAAGGGCCCACAGUCAGCUUCAACGCCGCCACGACUCUCCACAACUUCUGUGUCUGGCAGCAGAGCCAGAACAUCCAGGACGACAGCCAUCCCUCUCACCAUGACACAGCACUUCUUAUUACCAGGGAAGACAUCUGCCGUGCGAAAGAUAAAUGUGACACGUUAGGGCUUGCAGAGCUGGGGACCAUGUGCGACCCGUACCGGAGCUGCUCCAUCAGUGAGGAAAAUGGAAUUAGUGCCUCCUUUACCAUCGCUCAUGAGCUGGGCCAUGUGUUCAACAUGCCGCACGAUGACAACCCAAAGUGUCGGGAGGCGGGGAUGAAACACCAGUAUCAUGUCAUGGCUCCCACGCUCAACUAUGACACCAAUCCCUGGUCGUGGUCCAAGUGCAGCCGCAAGUACAUCACAGAGUUUCUAGACACCGGCUAUGGGGAGUGCCUUCUUGAUGAACCUGUAGGCAGGACGUACGAGCUGCCCACCCUCCUCCCUGGCCAAAUCUAUAAUGCCAACAGACAAUGUGAACUGAUGUUUGGACCCGGUUCCCAAAUUUGCCCUUACAUGAAACAGUGCAAGAGGCUGUGGUGUACCAGCGCAGAGGGGGACCAUAAAGGUUGUCGCACGCAGCACAUGCCACUGGCUGAUGGGACUGACUGUGGACAUGGAAUGUACUGCAGACAUGGGAUGUGUGUUAACAAGGAGUUGGACCUACAGCCAGUCCACGGGGAGUGGGGUCCCUGGGGGCCCUACAGUGUUUGCUCUAGGUCCUGUGGUGGAGGAACCCGCAGCACCUCCAGAGACUGCAACAAACCUGAGCCCAGAAAUGGCGGGAAGUUCUGUGUGGGGCGCAGGAUGAAGUUCCGCUCCUGCAACACUGAGCCAUGUCCACGAGGACGGAAAGAUUUCCGCGAAGAGCAGUGCUCUCAGUUCGACGGCAAGCACUUCAACAUCAACGGCCUACCUCCCACCGUCCGCUGGGUCCCCAAAUACAGUGGCAUACUAAUGAAGGAUCGCUGUAAGCUCUUCUGCCGGGUUGCAGGGACUAUGGCGUACUAUCAGCUGAAGGACCGCGUCAUCGACGGCACGCCGUGUGGGCCAGAUACUUACGACAUCUGUGUUCAAGGCCUCUGCAGGCAAGCAGGCUGCGACCACGUUCUUAACUCGAAGGCCAGGAAUGACAAGUGCGGAGUGUGUGGCGGAGACAACUCAUCGUGUAAAACCCUGGCAGGGACCUUCAAUGAUGCUCAGUAUGGUUACAACACAGUGGUGCGGAUCCCAGCUGGUGCCACCAACAUUGAUAUCAAACAGGUCAGCUACUCUGGAAAGCCAGAGGACGACAACUACCUCGCAUUAUCUGACAGCCAGUCCAACUCCCUCCUGAAUGGGAACUUUGUGGUGGCCAUGUUCAAAAGGGAAAUCACCUUCAAGGGAACCAUCAUUGACUACAGUGGCUCGGACACAAAAGUGGAGCGCAUCAACUGCACUGACCGCAUCGAGGAGGAGCUCAUUCUGCAGGUCUUGUGUGUGGGAAACCUCUACAACCCAGAUGUCCGUUACUCCUUUAACAUACCCAUCGAGGAACACAGGGAGCAGUUUGUGUGGGAUCCCUCGGGCUCCUGGCUCGAGUGCAACCACAUCUGUCAGGGUGAGCGAAGACGGAAGGCGGUAUGCGUGCGCAAGAGCGAUCACCUUGAGGUAUCGGACCAACGCUGUGAGCAUUUACCUCGUCCUGUUGCUGUUGCUGAGCCCUGCAACACUGACUGUGAAGUCAGGUGGCAUGUCGCUGGAAAGAGUGAAUGUUCUGCUAAAUGUGGCCUAGGCUACCGCAGCCUGGAUGUUCAGUGCAUGAAGUACAGCCUGAUAAAGAGACAGAGUGAGAGGAUGGAGGCCAGCGCCUGUGGAGACACUGCUAAACCUCAGACCAGAGAGCCCUGCCAUGGAGACUGUCUGCUGAAGAGCUGGCAGUACAGCGCUUGGUCACAGUGCUCCAAGACAUGUGGACGAGGGAGCCGCAGCAGAGACUCUUACUGUAUGAACAACCUGGGUAGACGGCUGGUGGACCGGGAGUGCAAUGAAUACCAGAGGGUCGUCACUGAAACCUGUAACGAGCAGCCAUGUCCAAAAUGGACUGUCAGCGAAUGGAGUGAGUGCCUGGUGACUUGUGGGAAGGGCAUGAGGCACAGACAAGUGUCCUGCAGCAUGGGAUCUGGCGAGGAAAAGCUGAGCGAGCACUUCUGCGACCCAUCCAGCAAACCUGCUGCCGUGGGGAGCUGCGAGCUGCCUGAAUGUGCAUCCUGGCAGGUUGGCGUCUGGGGAGCGUGUGCGGUGACCUGUGGCCAUGGCUACCAGAUGAGAGCUGUUAGGUGUGUGUCGGGGAACUACGGUGACACGGUAGACGACAGAGAGUGCAAUGCUGCAGCGAGGCCCAGAGACAGUCAGGACUGUGAAAUGCCGGCGUGUGCCUGGGCCUCUCCGGUGCAAAGCACACCUCGUCCUGACAACUCGGCUCAGCUCCUGACUCAGUGGAGAUAUGGCUCCUGGACUGCGUGCUCGGUGUCCUGUGGCAAGGGGAAGCGGGCGCGUUAUGUCAGCUGCAGAGAUGCCCAGGGAGGAGUGGCCGACGAGUCACACUGUGCCCACUUGCCCCGGCCUCCCGAGUCCUCCGCCUGCUUCAGUCCCUGUGGCCAAUGGCGGGCCGGGGAGUGGUCUCCUUGUUCAGUGACGUGUGGCGCUGGAAGAACAACCAGACAGGUGGUUUGCUCCAACUACCACCAGCCAGUGGACCAGUCGUUCUGUGACCCUGAUGAGAAGCCUGCAAUGGAACAGGAUUGUACUGCUUUACCCUGCUCCUCAAUCUACCACCGUCAGCGCAUCAAUGACCAGCCCUACGGAUAUCCCCAGGACCCAGGACGCCAUCCUGGGCACAGCAGCUGGAAUGUGCCCUCAGCAGACAACCAGUGGAGGACGGGACCUUGGGGCGCAUGUUCCAGUACGUGUGCGGGAGGCUUUCAGAGGCGAGUGGUGGUCUGUCAGGACGCUGAUGGACGCAGCAACAGCUACUGCGAUGAGAGGGUCAAACCCGCUGAGUCUAAGAGCUGCGACUCUGGACCCUGUCCUCUGUGGAACUACGGUGUUUGGGGAGAGUGCACCCAGACCUGCGGUGGGGGAAGGAGGACUCGCCUGGUGGUCUGUCAAAGGCCCAAUGGCCAGAGGCUCAACGACUACAACUGUGACAUCUUGGACAAGCCGCCUGACAUGGAGCAAUGCAACCUGCAGCCCUGCCCAGGCUCUGCAUCCUGGCAUCGCCGACCAUGGAAGCCGUGUUCAGUGAGUUGUGGUCGGGGGACCAAGCAGCGGGAGAUAGCCUGUGUUUAUCAGAACCAAACCAAAAUAGAGGAGGAACACUGCACUCAUCUGCCUCGACCGCGGACGCAGAAGGCCUGUCGGGCGCGGGGAUGCCCCACUUGGAAGGCCAACAGGUGGAGGGAGUGUUCUGUCACCUGUGGAGUCGGGGUUCAGAACAGAGACGUUUACUGCAGGCUGAAAGGCAGUGGACGGGUCAGAGAGGAUCUCUGUGAUGCUCGCCAACGUCCUGCCAUUGUCCGGCCGUGCCAAACUGCAGAAUGCACACAUUUCACCUGGGUCACUGGCGAUUGGGAAGAAUGUAAUGCAACUUGUGGAGACGGCAUGAGAAGUAGGAAGGUGGGAUGCAUGGGUCCGGGGAUGACCCCUGUCCAAGUCGAUUAUUGUGAGCCAUCAUCUCAGCCACCAUCACACCAGCCCUGCAAAGGAGCUCCCUGCCAUUACAUGUGGAUUACAGGGGAAUGGUCACAGUGCUCUGCCAGCUGCGGUGUGGGCUACCAGCAGCGUAUAGUUUCCUGCUCCGCAAUGCCCUCCUCUCAGGCUCUGCGCCCGUACGCCGCUGCUGCUGCGCAGUCCUCCCCUGCAAGCACCCACUGCCCCGAGCCCCACCCUCCUGGCACCCGGCCUUGCCUCCUCAGGGACUGCAUGCACACAACCUACUGGAAAGUUGGCCCAUGGAGCAAGUGCUCACAGACUUGUGGGGCAGGAGUGAUGGAGCGCAGAGUGGAGUGUUUAACCUCCAAAGGCCAACCGUCCAAACACUGUCGUCCCUCAGAAAGACCUGAGUCCCAAGCUGCAUGUCAAGACAGAGAAUGCCAGUUGUUCGCCUCCUGCCGAGAGGUCCAGAUGAGACUGGGUGUGAGGAUAGAUGGGGAAUACUAUCUCAAAGUCAAGUCCCGGAUCCUGCAGAUUUACUGUGCCGAGAUGCAGACGGAUUUCCCAAAGGAGUAUGUGACCUUGCGCAGCGGUCAGACCGACAACUACUCGGAGGUGUAUGGGCACAGAUUGCUGAACCCCUUUGAAUGUCCGUACAAUGGCAGCCGAAGACAGGACUGCGACUGCAGGAACGACUACUCAGCAGCGGGAUACACACUCUUCCACAAAGUUCGUGUGGACCUUGGCUCCCUGAGGAUAAUGAUCACAGACCUCCAGUUUUCGCAGACUCUUCUCGGUCGACCUGUGCCCUUUGCUACAGCGGGAGAUUGUUACAGUGCAGCUAAGUGUCCCCAGGGUCAGUUCAGCAUAAAUCUGAUCGGCACUGGUCUCAAAGUGGCUGAGGCCACCAAGUGGACAUCACAGGGCAACUAUGUUUCCGUCAAAGUCCACAGAUCUGAGGACGGAACAAGAAUCUACGGCCGUUGUGGUGGCUUCUGUGGGAAGUGCAUUCCCCAGGCUCACAACGGCCUACUCCUUCAAGUCCACUGAGGGCCAUGCAGAGACCAAACCCCCUAAAUCUCUCCUGAAAACCAGGAACAUGCGAUAACAGUGAUUUGUUGGACCCCGUCGUCAUCUGUGAGUGUGGUGGAGUAACAGUAAUCAUCCCACAGUAACAUGCCUGUUUCU
Plectropomus leopardus (leopard coralgrouper) is the source of this 5883-nucleotide messenger RNA. Its product is annotated as A disintegrin and metalloproteinase with thrombospondin motifs 20. Lineage: Eukaryota; Metazoa; Chordata; Actinopteri; Perciformes; Serranidae. The record is from RefSeq and is a predicted model, not a curated record. Gene Ontology annotation, cellular component: extracellular matrix. Gene Ontology annotation, biological process: extracellular matrix organization; proteolysis. Gene Ontology annotation, molecular function: zinc ion binding; metalloendopeptidase activity.